UAUAAAAAGUGUUCGAAAUCCCCUUGACUGAUGAUUUCGAAAUAUAAAGAUAAUAAGAUUAAAAUUUGCUUUAAACGUAAAAUAUACCAAGAUAUAAUAAAUCAAGAAUACAUCAAAUAUGAUUGCAUUUGCUUACUUGUGUUUUGAGCUAUAUUGAAAUAAAUUCUAAAAUUUGCUUCACCUUAAAGUAAAUAAUUUUCUUUAUUUUGAAAGGGAUGGGCUGUAAGCUUGGUAAGUUGACUUUUUCUAGAACGAUUCGUGAUAGUCAUUUAAAUCAAGAAAGUCCACCAUUGCCACCAGCAACUGAUCCAAGACUUCCUUUAACCGCAAGACAAAAAUAUAUUUUAUCAGCAAGCUGGAAAGCUAUUGCAAAGGCCAUAGAACCCACCGGUAUUUACAUGUUUAUAAGGCUUUUUGAAGAGAAUGAAGAAUUAUUGAAAAUGUUUGACAAGUUAAAGCAUUUGAAAACUCGAGAAGAACAGUUUGAUAGUCCAGAAUUAGCAGAACAUGCCCAAAAAGUAAUGAAUACUUUGGAUGAAGGAAUUCAGGGUCUCGAUGAUCUGGAUGUGUUCUUAGAUUUCCUUCAUCAAAUUGGAGCUUCGCAUUCGAAAAUUCCAGGCUUCCAGAGUGAUUUUUUUUGGAAAAUUCAAUCACCAUUUUUGGCAGCAAUGCAAAUGACGUUACAUGACCGUUACACCGAUAACGUAGAAAAUAUAUAUAAACUUACCAUACAAUUCAUCAUUCAAACAUUGAUUGAUGGUUAUAAUGAAGCAACUAAAACAAAAGAUAAAGAAAAAAAUGGACCUUCUUAG
Molecule: messenger RNA, 812 nt
Organism: Trichogramma pretiosum
Lineage: Eukaryota; Metazoa; Arthropoda; Insecta; Hymenoptera; Trichogrammatidae
Product: neuroglobin-like
Exons: 3
Coding region: 216-812 (198 amino acids)
Molecular function (GO): heme binding; oxygen binding
Source: RefSeq, a predicted model, not a curated record